CUAGCAACAAGAUUUCAGUAAACCAUCCGCCAUUUUGUUUUCUUUUUGAUGGCAAUUUUCUCAUGAAAACUCGAACUUUCUUAUCGUUUUUCAUAAUUUUCAGAGUUAAAACACAUUUGUAGUUGCUCUUAGAAGAUUUUUGAACUUAGAAACUCGCUAAUAGUACUGGUCCUGACCUGUUCUUGUGGUUUAACGAUGUAGUAAAAGCACAAUUUUCAAAACGACUAAAUUUCUACGCCAAGCAUGAGUAAAUCACGUCAAGAAAAGACAAARACCCCAGCYCAAUCUGCCCCUCCACCUCCKGUUAGCAAUGAUAUUGUACCUGGAAGAUUCACGGAAGCUGACUGGAAUCAAAUGCUCGAUGUUGAAGAUGGAGAAGAGUUUGUUUWUGAGAUUGUUCAAGAUAUUGUUCAGUCCACCAUGGACAUCCUUCAUGACAAGUACAUAGCWAGUCAGACGCUACCAUACACAGUCCAGGAAGCCAGACAAGUCUUGCUGGACAUCAUUGAGUGGCAGUUUCUUGCGUGYGACAGUGGAGAAGAUAAUCCAUCUAUUGAUCCCACRUGGCUGGAAGAGGAUGAGCCAAUUGCCCCAGUGACMGAUUCCUGGGCGCAAGGAUCAGUGCCAGUCAUGAUGCCAAGACCAAUUAGUACUGAAAACUCUGCWGCUUCUGUGAGUUCAGAGGCAAACAGUGAAGACAGCUGUAUUGGAGAAGACAGACCAGAGAAAUUCUCUUGCAGGGCUCCUGAACCACCCUUUGAAAAUAUAGAAAUACCAGAAACCCCCCUAACUAUACCUAGUCCUGUCCAGCCAUCACCUAAAACAAAACCAAACAUACAACCAAAACCACCAGAAAAGAAGCAAUCUACUAAGCCAAAAAGACGUGGUCCUUUCAAGAAACACAAAGGCAAACUGCCUGCUUUUUCUGGCAUUGAUCUAACRUCAGUAACAGAUGUUCGUAUCAUGGACAGUCAGUAUAACAGUAGAGGGGAUGCUGUCCCAACACUAAAUGAAAAAGGAAUGACACUUUUGUCAUCUUCCUCAUCAAUAUUAAAGUCCAGCACAGCAAGUUUGACAACUAAAGAUGAUUGGUCAGAUAUCCAAAGGAGUUUUAGUGGAUGUGUUAGCAGCUUGUACAACAAUAACAACAUGAACUUAAAGACACAGCAAGGCAGACCUCCUGGUAACAAAGAUGUUGUGUAUGAUGAAUGGGGWAAUGUUGCAGCUGUCAUCAAAUUGAAUCCAGAAAAACUUCCCUCUUAUAGAGUGCGCACAAAGUUUACUGUUGUCGACCCGGCUUCAACGGAUUCAAACRUGAAGAGUCACAAGCAUAAAACUGGUACCAGAGAUUCCAGGAAUACUGUGUCUGGUAAAGGAUUUGAUGGUAGAAGUAACAAAGAMAGCAUGAUGGUACAUGGUCCAGUAUCACCCUUGCCACCACCACUGGUUGAUUCUAUGGAUAUCAGUGCUGGUGUUGUAGUGCGUGAAGGGGACGUUGUCCGACGAGGCCCUAUUCAGGUUCCUCGAAAAAUUGACAGACGAAUUUCACCAGCACAGUUAUUGCCAUUAGAUGCCACGCCCUCAGCGCGAGGCACAGUCGAAGCCAUUCCUAGGUCAUCGCCAGUUAUAAGACCAUUAAACAUGUCAGAUCCAAUACCGCCGAUACAGCCAUCAUCACAAUCAGCCUGAUUGCUUUGGUUUUAUCCUGUUCAAGACGAUUGUAGAAGGCGUGAAUUUGUAUAUAAGCUGUGUAGUCUUGUAAAUAAAUUAUUAUUGUUUGUGUUGAA
Messenger RNA from Exaiptasia diaphana, 1787 nucleotides. RefSeq lists its product as uncharacterized. Bases 244 to 1689 code for a protein of 481 amino acids. Lineage: Eukaryota; Metazoa; Cnidaria; Anthozoa; Actiniaria; Aiptasiidae. The record is from RefSeq and is a predicted model, not a curated record. The transcript has 11 exons.